Molecule: messenger RNA, 633 nt
Organism: Penicillium alfredii
Lineage: Eukaryota; Fungi; Ascomycota; Eurotiomycetes; Eurotiales; Aspergillaceae
Product: Mg-dependent acid phosphatase
Exons: 2
Coding region: 1-633 (210 amino acids)
Molecular function (GO): acid phosphatase activity
Source: RefSeq, a predicted model, not a curated record
AUGCUCCGGGGUAAGCGCCAAAACACUCAGCCGCUCGAGGACUCCUCUGUAGCCCCCGCGACCUUCACCGACGGCCUUCCACUGCCCAAGCUGAUCGCCUUCGACCUGGACUACACGCUGUGGCCGUUCUGGGUUGACACUCAUGUCAGCGCCCCGGUGAAGGCGCGCGACCAUAAUUCGCGGGCUGUAGACCGAUGGGGUGAGUCAUUCGCCUUCUACCCAGCCGUCUCAUCCAUAAUCUACUCCUGCAAGAGCCGCUCGAUUCCCCUGGCCCUCGCCUCGCGCACAUGCACCCCGGAUCUGGCACGCGACAUGCUCAAGGCCCUGCAUAUCAUUCCGACCUUCUCCGACAACCCGGGGGCCAACGCGAAGACGACCCGUUCCUUGGAUUACUUCGAUUUUGUUCAGAUCUUCCCCAGCAACAAGACUCAGCACUUUGCGCGCAUUCAUCAGGCCAGCAGUGUCGCCUAUGAGGACAUGUUGUUUUUCGAUGACGAGGCGCGGAACCGCAAUGUCGAGACGGAGUUGGGUGUGACGUUCUGUCUCGUGCGCGAUGGUAUGACUCGCGACGAGGUUGAUCGUGGUGUCCGGGCGUGGAGGAAGAGGAAUGGGAUCAAGCCGACGGAGGAGUGA